CCAUAUUAUAUAGAGACCUUAAGAUACCCCGAAAUCGGUGUACGGGUAACGGGUAGCGCCAUGUUUCAUUUUGCGAAGACGUCAUCGAUCUUACCCGGUAGACCCAGCCGUUUUUCCGGGGUAGACACCAGUUUACCCGUAGAAGAAUUACGAGUACGAGAGUACGAGAAGGACGAGCUACGUGAUGGAGAAACGAGAUCAACGAUGUCUUAUUCAGUAGACCUUUUAACACAUAAACGAAGACUUGAACUGGUUUGGAUCCCCUCUCCCCAGCCUCCGAAUGGCUCUAUCAUAGACACGUCCACAUCUCUCGACCAUCCGCCCAGGACAUCAAUGAUGAUAUUAAGUUGUUUGAUGGUGUAUCCUGGAUACUGCUGAGCCAUCUCCCACCUCAAAGGACCAUACUUUGCACUCUUCUCCUCGGUCUUCGUCAGCCGGUUGUCCAUCUAUGGGCACGGCAUCUCCACAGCUAUCAGCUCUUUCCUCUUGAUGUCAAUGAAAUGCGCAUCUACUCUGUUCUGCUUCACAAACCUGUGCACCGCAUACACUGGAACAUCCCAGAAAGUCUUGGCCUCCUGGGACUCAUAGACUGGNCA
Stylophora pistillata is the source of this 596-nucleotide messenger RNA. RefSeq lists its product as uncharacterized. Lineage: Eukaryota; Metazoa; Cnidaria; Anthozoa; Scleractinia; Pocilloporidae. The record is from RefSeq and is a predicted model, not a curated record.